This is a messenger RNA of Achroia grisella, 1677 nucleotides long. It is a transcript of the gene Uev1A, whose product is annotated as ubiquitin-conjugating enzyme E2 variant 2. The record is from RefSeq and is a predicted model, not a curated record. Gene Ontology annotation, cellular component: nucleus. Bases 220 to 654 code for a protein of 144 amino acids. Gene Ontology annotation, biological process: DNA damage tolerance; protein K63-linked ubiquitination. Lineage: Eukaryota; Metazoa; Arthropoda; Insecta; Lepidoptera; Pyralidae. The transcript is spliced from 4 exons.
GUAUACUCUUGUCAAAGUCAGUCAUAGUCACCAACAAAAAAAAUUCUUUUACUUGCUGUAAAAAUUCAGGAUUUGGUAAUUAUAAUUAACCAUUAAAGUAAACUACUAAAAACCUCCAAAUUAUACUACAAAGUAACAAUUUAAUAUUGUGUAGUAAAUGCCGAGUUUCAGUAACGUUCAUUAUUGAUAUUAAUAGUGGGCGCCGGUGAAAUUGUGAUCAUGGCGAAUCCGUCAUCAGGCGUUGUGGUGCCACGGAACUUUCGUCUUCUAGAAGAACUUGAACAAGGGCAAAAGGGAGUUGGUGACGGUACUAUAUCUUGGGGCCUCGAAAGCGAUGAUGACAUGACUUUGACUCACUGGACUGGCAUGAUAAUUGGCCCCCCAAGGACUCCAUAUGAAAAUAGAAUGUAUUCUCUUAAAAUUGAAUGUGGCACGCGUUACCCCGAUGAACCUCCUACUGCUAGAUUUAUUUCUAGAAUCAACAUGAACUGUGUUAACAGUCAGACUGGACUUGUGGAUAAUCGACAAGUCCCGAUUCUUGCACGGUGGCAGAGAGACUACACUAUAAAGACCGUUUUACAAGAACUGAGACGUCUCAUGACACUCAAAGAAAAUAUGAAGCUAUCUCAACCCCCAGAAGGAAGUACUUUCUAGUUCCUCUGUCACUGAAAAUAUGUCUCAAUAGACCCAAUCUACUUUGUUCAUUCACCUUGGGAAGAUACAAUUUAUUUAUCAAUUAUUUGUGUAUGACAAUUAAUUUUUUAUUGUAGUCUUAAUUUAAGUGAUGCUAUGCUUUUGUGUAUCUUCAUACUAUAAGUAUAUCUGUCUUCUGUCUAAAUCUUCGCACCAUUAUUACACUUGUAUGGGAAGCAGAGAGAUGAAGUACACAUGGUGCAUUUCAUAGUAAAUGCCAUUUCGUACAUGAAGCUUAAUGUCACGAAUUUAUCUCAGUUGUAGAUUGGGCAAAGUAUUUUGUAAAUUUUUGUAAAACUUCCUAUAACAGUUAUAAUUACCAACCUAGUGGGUAAUGCCCAUUUAUUUAUCAUAUUACCUAAAUUAUUGUGGCCUUUGAGAAAAAGUUGCUUUUGGUAUUUUUAAGGCUAGUUUUACCAAUGCAUGUUUUUAGGAACAACUUAAUAUUUUAAUACAUAGAUUAAUACAGGUGUGGAAAGGUCUGCUACAAUAUAGGUAUCUUGUUGUUUCUAAAUACAAGCACUUUAUUUUUAACAUCUAUAUCUCAUUCUUACUGUAUCUACAAAAGUUAAAAUUCUUAUUUCUAUGAAUAUCUUCAGAUUGUGAAAGAAUAAUAUUGCUUAUUUUCCUUAUAGUAUAACAUGAUCAAGUGUAAAAUAUUUUAGGAAAUUUUUAUUUCUUAGGCACAUAAGAUAAAGUAUUACUGGUACAAUAUAGUUACAGUAUGGCUUCACUUGUCAUUAUUAAUAAUUUUGUCACAAGAACAAUGAGCAUAUAAUUCAAUGUGUAAUGAAAUAUGUUGCAACCUCCAUAUUUUUUUAGUAUCAACUCUUUGUCAAACUUAUAACCGUUAGCUCCCAACUCCCAUAUAAUAAUAUGCUUGAAUUUAUUGUUACAAACCAAAUGCUAAGUCAUUGUUUCAUAGCAUUAAUAUUUUUACCAAUGUAUAACUAGCAAAGGUAAAUAAAUCAAAUAAUACUGUCA